AUGCCUUCUCGCAAUCGAUUAGGAACCCUAUUAAUCAAAUCGCUCCGUCCAAUUUCUCAGGCGAAGAGCAAGGCCACAGAAUCGGAGUUCAAAACCGAGUCCAACGAGAUCGACUGCAUAGGCACCGGGCUGGAUGUGGAAUGCGUGAUCAGUGAAGAAUCGGAGCAGGUGAGAGGGGAGGCGAGAGAUACAGCGUCGGCGUUGGUUGAAUUGGCGUUGGAAUGGGGGCUUCUGAUAUCGCCCUUCUUCUUCUGGGGAACGGCCAUGGUGGCAAUGAAGGAAGUUCUCCCUAAAACGGGGCCCUUCGUUGUGGCGGCGUUUAGGCUAAUUCCGUCGGGGCUCUUGUUGGUAGCCUUCGCCGCUUCCAGGGGAAGAGCUUUGCCUUCCGGAUUCAAUGCUUGGCUCUCCAUCUCAGCUUUUGCUGCCAUUGAUGCUUCCUGCUUCCAGGGUUUUCUCGCUCAAGGAUUGGAGAGGACGACUGCUGGUUUGGGCAGUGUAAGUUGGAUGAUUGUUUUUGCUUUUCCUUAUAAUGAAAUUGUUCAUUAA
This is a messenger RNA of Salvia splendens (bonfire salvia), 546 nucleotides long. Its product is annotated as WAT1-related protein At3g02690, chloroplastic. The record is from RefSeq and is a predicted model, not a curated record. Lineage: Eukaryota; Viridiplantae; Streptophyta; Magnoliopsida; Lamiales; Lamiaceae. Bases 1 to 546 code for a protein of 181 amino acids. The transcript has 2 exons. Gene Ontology annotation, cellular component: chloroplast; membrane.